AUGACUUCCGUCCCCAAGAGAAGGCUAGCAGCCCUCAGCCAGCAGCUUGUAGCUCCAAUUCCUGACCAGGGCACAUUCGAGAACAUCCCCAUCCUCAAGAAGGUUGCCGGCGAUUCCAACGGUCCGCGUCUGCAAGGAAAAGUCGUUAUUGUAACAGGCACAAACUCCCCCCUGGGUAUUGGUCGAGCUUCAGCACACCAGUUCGCACAAAAUGGUGCAAGAGCUGUGUACAUAUGCGACUUCAACGACCAACAUCUUGAAACCCAUAAGCGUGAGCUUGCGUCAUUGUAUCCCGGCGUCGAUGUCCACACUCGGAAGUUCGAUGCUGCAGAUGACGCUUCUGUGAAAGCUGUCGUGGAUGAUGCUAUCAAAACAUACGGCAGACUCGACGUCUUUUUUGCCAAUGCGGGUAUAGUUGGGAACAACAAGCUGUUCUCGGAAAUCACAGCCAACGAGUUUCUAUCUACACUAAGGACGAAUGUUGUGAGCGUGCAUCUUGCGGCUAAAUAUGGCGCUCCAGCGAUGCUGAUUACCUCUGAAGAAAAGAAAUAUCCUUCCGGAAGCAUAAUGGGUACCGCUUCCGUUGCAGGCAUAAGAUCCAAUGCAGGUUCAAGCGAUUAUUCGGCAUCGAAGGCGAGUGUCAUCUCGCUGGCCCAGACGCUUUCAUAUCAACUGGCUGGAACGGGUAUCCGAGUCAAUGCCAUCUGCCCUGGUGUUAUUGAGACUGGGAUGACCGCCCCGAUGUACGAUGCAGCGAGGGCGAGGGGAACGGAAAGAAAGAUUGGCCAACUCAACCCACUAGGGAGAGGAGCACAUGCGGAUGAAGUCGCAAGAGUAGCUUUGUUUUUGGCCAGCGAGGAGAGUAGCUAUGUCAAUGGUCAAGCUUGGGCCGUCGAUGGUGGUUUGAGUGCUGGACACCCGUUUGUCCCAGGGAAACUUGGCUAA
Messenger RNA from Lachnellula hyalina, 945 nucleotides. Its product is annotated as 3-oxoacyl-[acyl-carrier-protein] reductase. The coding region runs from base 1 to 945 and encodes 314 amino acids. NCBI's taxonomy places the organism in Eukaryota, Fungi, Ascomycota, Leotiomycetes, Helotiales, Lachnaceae. Gene Ontology annotation, molecular function: oxidoreductase activity. The record is from RefSeq and is a predicted model, not a curated record. The transcript has 3 exons.